This is a messenger RNA of Mastomys coucha (southern multimammate mouse), 4152 nucleotides long. It is a transcript of the gene Dennd6a, whose product is annotated as DENN domain containing 6A. The transcript has 20 exons. The record is from RefSeq and is a predicted model, not a curated record. The coding region runs from base 112 to 1929 and encodes 605 amino acids. Gene Ontology annotation, molecular function: guanyl-nucleotide exchange factor activity. Gene Ontology annotation, cellular component: recycling endosome. NCBI's taxonomy places the organism in Eukaryota, Metazoa, Chordata, Mammalia, Rodentia, Muridae.
GCCAGGGAGUCCAGAGCGGCUGCGGCAGCACUCGGUGCGCGUGCGCCGAGGCCUGCGCGCUCUGCGGCGCGGUCCGCGGCGGAGGCGGCUCGAGCGGAUAGGGGGUGGCGGAUGGCUCUGCGGGGCCCGGCGGUCUUCGGGUCCGGUUCCCACGGGUCGUUGGACGAGGUCGGGGCCGAGGGGCGCGAGGCGGCGGCCCUUGCGGCGGCGGGAGUCGCGUUGGAGGACGAUGAGGAGGACGAUGGCCGCCGGGGCCUGCUGCGCUGGGACGGCUUCUCGGCCUGGCUACACUGCGUGUGUGUGGUGGGCUUCGACCUGGAGCUGGGCCAGGCGGUGGAGGUAAUUUAUCCUCAGCAUUCCAAACUUACUGAUAAAGAAAAAACGAACAUUUGCUAUUUGUCUUUUCCAGACUCAAAUUCAGGUUGUCUUGGAGAUACCCAGUUUUGUUUUAGAUUCCGCCAGUCUUCUGGGAGGAGGGUGUCACUACACUGUCUUCUUGAUGAAUUUGACAAAGAUUUACCAGUUUACUUAAAGAAAGAUCCUGCAUAUUUUUAUGGAUAUGUGUAUUUUCGACAAGUUCGGGAUAAAACUCUUAAAAGAGGCUACUUUCAGAAGUCAUUGGUUUUGAUCAGCAAACUACCUUAUAUUCAUUUUUUUCACACCGUACUCAAACAGAUAGCACCAGAGUAUUUUGAAAAAAAUGAACCUUACUUGGAAGCAGCUUGUAAUGAUGUUGACCGAUGGCCUGCCCCAGUGCCAGGGAAAACCCUGCACCUGCCUAUCAUGGGAAUAGUAAUGAAGGUUCGGAUUCCCACGUGUCAUGACAAGCCUGGGACCACGCAGAUGGUGCAGUUAACUCAGCAGGCAGAUACACACACAUCUAUUAUUUUGCCUACUGUUCACGAGGUGGAUCUUUUCAGGUGUUUCUGCCCAGUUUUUCUUCACAGUCAGAUGCUUUGGGAGCUGGUGCUAUUGGGAGAGCCCCUUGUGGUAAUGGCACCAUCGCCGUCAGAGUCUUCAGAAACUGUACUGGCCCUUGUUAACUGCAUUUCUCCAUUAAAGUACUUUAGUGAUUUUCGACCUUACUUCACAAUUCAUGAUAGUGAAUUCAAAGAAUAUACUACCCGUACUCAAGCUCCGCCCUCAGUCAUCUUAGGAGUAACCAACCCCUUUUUUGCUAAAACACUACAGCAUUGGCCACACAUUAUUCGAAUAGGAGAUCUUAAACCUGCAGGUGAAAUUCCUAAGCAAGUUAAAGUGAAAAAGCUGAAGAACCUGAAAACUCUGGAUUCUAAACCUGGAGUUUAUACUUCUUACAAGCCAUAUCUAAACAGAGAUGAGGAGAUCAUAAAACAACUCCAGAAGGGUGUACAGCAGAAACGUCCUUCUGAGGCCCAAAGCGUUAUUCUCCGACGAUAUUUUUUGGAACUGACACAAAGUUUCAUCAUUCCAUUAGAAAGAUAUGUGGCAAGCUUGAUGCCUUUGCAGAAAAGUAUUUCUCCAUGGAAGAGUCCACCUCAGUUAAGGCAGUUCCUUCCAGAAGAAUUUAUGAAAACACUUGAGAAAACGGGGCCUCAGCUCACCUCUGGAAUAAAGGGCGAUUGGAUUGGACUUUACCGGCAGUUUCUAAAGUCUCCAAAUUUUGAUGGCUGGUUCAAGACCCGGCGGAAAGAAAUGACCCAGAAAUUGGAGGCACUUCAUCUAGAAGCUCUUUGUGAAGAGGACCUCCUUCUCUGGAUCCAGAAACACACAGAAGUAGAAACAGUGGACCUUGUAUUGAAGCUGAAAAAUAAGUUGUUGCAGGCUGACCGUGAGAAUUUACCUGUGAAACCUGACACUGUGGAGAAGUUACGGACACAUAUAGAUGCAAUUAUCCUAGCCUUACCAGAGGAUCUGCAAGGCAUACUACUCAAGACUGGCAUGACAUGAUACUUGCCAGGUUUUCCAGCCAGAAAGGACUGAACCAUGAAGCAUACUGACAUUUCAUCUAGACGCACACAGGAGCUAUCUCAGUGGCAAUAGCACAGAAACAAGCAGCAAUUGCUAGAUACAGGUGGAAAGACUGAGCGUAUAAACAGACAUUUUUAGUGCAUUCUGUGGUGGUUCCACAAUACUGAAAUACCGAAAGACAUUUCCAUAUUUUUAAUCAUGUUCUAAAGUGCUCUUAUGAGAGACCUAUGGGGCCAUCAGUGUAAGUGACUCCAAACUGCAGUGCCGGCAUUGCAGAUAUUUUUUUAAAUUGGUGCUGCUUUGCCCAAUCACGUUGAACUCAGGGGAAUAUAAAAAUAAUGUUCACACUGGCUGUCUUCUUAAGGAGGAAAAACUGAACUUUCCAACUAUAGUUAGAUGUAACUGAGGCUUAUGUAGUGCCUUCCAUUGUCCUAUAUGUUUCACAGGGUCCAGCUGCUAAUUGUAAAGCUUUUUCUUUUUUAAUUAUGACACAUAAUUUUAAAAGCAUUAUGUCAAGUAAUCAUUUGCUCAAAAGCGUUUCUUGUUGCCCCUCAUGUUGGUUGCCUGUGUUUUAAAUUAUUAUGUAGGUUUUCAUGUCACAACUCUACCAUUUUCACAAGUAUGACUUAGAGGAGUUUCUCCAAAGGAAGGAGGCAUAUGUAGUUGUGCUUAUGGAAGAGCUGAUUUCUCCCUUCCCUUUCACUCAUUGGGCCUGUGUACACUACUUAGCUAGUUAGCUUGAAUGUCUUCUGAAGACAUUCUCACUAUGAACAUCAUAGUUGUUUUUUAAAAGAAUUAUUUUUAUGUCAAAGAUACCCAUAAGCCAUUCAUAUAGUAAUUAUUUGAGAAUUUUACAUUUACUUUUUUUUUUUUCUUUUUUGGUUUUUCGAGACAGGGUUUCUCUGUAUAGUCCCGGCUGUACUGGAACUCUGUAGACCAGGCUGGCCUCAAACUCAGAAAUCCGCCUGCCUCUGCCUCCCAAGUGCUGGGAUUAAAGGCGUGUGCCACCACCACUCGGCUACAUUUACUUUUUAAUAUUCUUUAUUGGGUGACACUAUUUCCCCUAAUGGAUGAUUUUCAGAAGACUUUUCCUGUUGUUUGACAUGGGACCUAUUGUGUAAAUCAGCAUUAUACUUGUGUUUGUUUGUUUUCAUUUUGUUUGUACUGCCUUGCCAAAAGUAGAAUGAGAUAGUUUGGUUUGUGUUUAGAGGGGAGUGUAUGCAGAAGCCACUGUUCAGAUAUGCACACACAAAGUAGCAUAUAUGUAAAUAGCUAUGACUUAAGUACCCUCCCUUCUGAACAGCCAAAACAGGUGUAUGUGUUUGUCACACAGUGGCUUCAGAAGCCAUCUCUUACUCUGUUGAUGUUAUUUUGAAGGGCAUUCCUGACCCAAGGAAGUUUCUCUGUGUAUGUGACCGUGGUCUCAUAUUUCAAGUGUACCUUUAGUCAUGGAUACAGUCUCUUGAAGCAUACCACUGUCCUAGAAAGAAUAUGGCAUUUGAAUGAAAUCAUUUGUCUGGAUUGAAUGGGUUAUUUUGUGAAACAAUACUGACCUUUCAGAAAAGGGGCAACUACUUUUAUAUGCUAAAGUACUUCAUAACUUUCUGGGAAACUUAUUUAGGUAGAAAUGGUCAUCUUAUUAUUUUUCAAAAAAAAUGUAUUUUAAUAAUUUCACAAUUUAUAUACAGUUUGUGACAUGAAUAUGAAAGUCAUUAGUGUUAUAUCAAGGAUUUUUGAAAUAUACUUCAGGAUAUAUCAUUUGAAGUUUAUUUUGCACAUCUAAAGAAAAACAUAAAAUAUCAAUUAGCAUGAUAAUGCUGUCUUUAUGUUUACCACAUAACAGAAACUCAACACAUGUUGAAAACCAAAUCAAUCAUAUUCACCUACUUUAUCUCUUAAUUUCAAAUUAUGUACCUGCAAGAAUAGCUUAAGGUUGCAUUGGAAACCCAAGGAAGACUGAAUGGUAACUUAAUUUUUUUAUGUCAGUUUCAGAAUUGUCUCUUUCUUUGUUUUUAAAGAGUCAAGUAUUCAAACCCUGCCGUUUAAUGUGUUAUUUCCACCAGUGUCAGAAGGAAUCAGUGCUUUUAGGGUGUUAUGUAAUGCCUAGUGCCUUCUAUUUUACAGUGAAAAAGAGGUUUUGUGGAGGCAUUUAUGGUCAUUACCAAAAGCUUGAAUUAAAGGCCUUGGAUUUUAAAAAACUUA